Messenger RNA from Naumovozyma dairenensis CBS 421, 2400 nucleotides. It is a transcript of the gene RTT101, whose product is annotated as cullin RTT101. Lineage: Eukaryota; Fungi; Ascomycota; Saccharomycetes; Saccharomycetales; Saccharomycetaceae. Bases 1 to 2400 code for a protein of 799 amino acids. The transcript has a single exon. The record is from RefSeq and is a predicted model, not a curated record.
AUGUUUAAAACAGGAAAACGCCCAACAACAUUGGGUGAAGAAGUUGCUAAUAACGCAGAGUUAUCUGAUGCCCUAUCGACUUUAGAUAUUUGCUUCGAAAAAGCUAAGAAUGAAAUAUCAAAGGAGUCAACUUUAUCCUCUCAGAGCUCAUCUGAGCCAGGAGAGGAUUCCUUUCUUCCGUCAUAUUCAUAUUUGACUGAAAUUUGCAGACUUCUGACAACGAGGAAGGCAUAUAGAACAGAUACAUCAAGUAAAACAGGUAAAACUUUGAAAUAUCGUGUGAAUGAAGCCAAAAUAAUAAAAUCCUUUUGGUAUUAUUGUAAUGCGAAAACACAUAUAUUGAUUGAAACUUUUGUAGAGACCUAUGUGAACCAAAUAAAUGAAUAUCUUAAUUCAGAGAAUGGUUCGCAACUACUGAACAUAUGGGAAAAGUUGUACAAAACUUUUUCUUCAUGGUUAAAAAUAUUAUACCCUAUAAUAAAUUACGUACCAUCUAAUUAUUUGCAAUUGGUACCAGAGUACAGGAAACAAGGAAGUUAUUUCACAUACAUUUUUGGAGAAUUAGGUCACCUACUGGCGGAUAGACUUGGUGAAAAAUUAGGACCUUUCAUAACGUAUUGUCUACAAGUUUUUUUAGAUAAUAACAUUUCUUAUUCUACCGUCAUUAAAGAAGGACGAAUUUAUUCAUUUGCAUCUCUAAAAGUUGCUGAUACAGUAGUUGAAAAUAUGCCGUUCAUUACUUAUUGUCAAAAUGUUACAAAUAAAUAUAUGGAACAGCACUGGUGUCUAAAUGAUUUUAAAACCAAUCCACAUGGAACCAUAACUAAAGCUAUACAGAAAUACACUACUAUUUCAGUAUUGCUUGACCUUGAUACGGACGAUAACCUUUAUGGGGAAUAUUUCAAAACCACGAUAAUGGCCGAGAAGAAUAUUUUGAAUUUGAUGUGUUCCUUUAAAAAAUCAAUUACGAUAAUAUAUCCCCAUUCUACAGAUUCUAUGGAGCUUUUGCAAUGGGAAACAAUUCGAAAAUUUAUCGAACUAGCAUAUAUAAAAUAUUCGUCGAUGGAGGAAUAUACUAAGAUUGUGCAAAGACAAAUAAGAAGUGAUUUAAAGAUUGCGUAUGGGAAAACUCAUAAUUUGCAUACACUAUUUAGAACACUAUAUGAUUUGUUUACUCUUUUCUCUUAUACGCCAAAGUUUAUGGAUGAAAAUAUUCUUAUUGAACUCCGAGAUCUACUAGGUGGGCCUUUGAAAGUUGCUGAAGCCUUUUUGAGAUAUUGUGAAUUAACUAUCCGUAGGGCCGAUUUUGGAUUAAAUAACAGCAACAAACACGACAAUGAAGAUAUAAAUGAGUGUAAAAACUUGGUGUUAGCGUUGUCUUCCUUUUUGAAGCUUGAUGAUACAUUUUUCAAAUUAUUCAAGAGAUCAUGUUUUAGAAGAAUAAUCAUGAAAGGUUAUAGUAAUAUGUCCAACAUAGGUAAAGGAGAUUCCUUUGAACGUUAUUUAGUUCAACAUUUUGAGACAACUUUCCAUCAUUGCGAUGAAGUGAGUAAGAUAACUGCACUUUACAAAGAUGCUUUGGAUACGUAUCAUUGUUCUUCUGCCUACAUGCAGGAUCAAUUACAGAUGAAUAGGAAAGAAGAAUCAAACUCUAUACAUAUAGAAGCGUUUGUCUUUGGUAGGGAAAAUAUCCCAGUUGAAUUUCAAGAUAAUAUAUCUGAAACCAUUACGUUACCAGAAGUUUUCGAAAAGGAAUGGACCAACUUUAUAGAAAGAUACAAGGAAAAUAUUAAGAACUCUGAAAUGAAAUCAAUAAUUCCAGUAUACCCAUUACACCAUUGUGAACUAUCGUCUCCUUUCAAUUUACCAAAUGGUGAAUCUCUUCUCUUCGAUUUAACACUUUUCCAAACUUGUGUUAUCCUACAAUUUAAUGAUAUUGAUGAGCUAUCUUUCGGGGAGAUUCAACAUAAUUUACAAAUGAAGGAAGAAACGUUACGUCUAAUAUUGAAAUCGUUCAUUGAUAUGAACUUAUUAUUAAAGAUUAAAGAUGUAUAUAAAUAUAAUGAGAACUUUCAAUAUGAUAUAAAGAAAAUUAAAGAUGGGAAAUUACGCAUUCCAAUACCAAGAAUCUCAUCAAGUGGGUCAUCAUUAAGUAGUAGAUCAUCGUCAGAUUUAUUAAGGCAUAAUGAAGGUUCGACGGCACAUUGGAAACAAGAAUUGCUGAAAGCGUGUAUAGUGAGAUCUCUUAAACGAGAUAGAGAAGGGAUGAACUACGAUAAAUUGUUCAAAAUAGUUGAGUCUCAAAUGAAAGGAUUUAGUAUAGGUGAAUUUAAGGAUGCAUUAAAGAUCACCGUUCAGGAGAAACACAUUACUUUAACAGGAGAUGCAUAUAUCUAUUAA